Messenger RNA from Acanthosepion pharaonis, 732 nucleotides. The record is from the annotation of a GenBank genome assembly. NCBI's taxonomy places the organism in Eukaryota, Metazoa, Mollusca, Cephalopoda, Sepiida, Sepiidae.
AUGCCUCCAAUGAAAAACACCCAUGACGUCACAGGUGUUUGCUUUCCUCCCUUCAGUUAUUCAAUCCGUGCUUUUCCCCCUCCUUUGUUAUCUCAUGUAACCCCCCCUCCAGUCCAGAGUUAUUCAAUCCGUGCUUUUCCUCCUUUGUUAUCUCAUGUAACGCUCCAGUCCAGAGUAACCCCCUCCAGUCCAGAGGUGUGUCUAUUCUCGUCCAAUGAAAUGCCUUUUAAACUCCUGCUGACGUACCAGUUGUUUCUUUCCUCCCCUUCAGUUAUUCAAUCCGUGCUUUUCCCUCCCUUGUUAUCUCAUACAACGCCCUGCAGUCCAGGAGUCCAGAGGUACUUUUCCCUCCUUGUUAUCUAUGUAACCCCCUCGUCCAAUGAAAUGCCUGUAAACACCCAUGACGUCACAGUGUGUUUGCUUUCCUCCCUUCAGUUAUUCAAUCCUUAUUCAAUCCUGCUUUUUCCCUCCCCUUCUUGUAACGCCCUCAGUAUUCAUUCUCGUCCAAUGAAAUGCCUUAACACCCGCAACGUCUGUUAUUUUCCUCCCCUUCUGUUAUUAAUCCGUGCUUUUCCCUGCUUAACCCCCUCAGUCAGAGGUGACUCUUCUCGUCCAAUGAAAUGCCUGAACCCCAUGACGUCACAGUGUGUUUGCUUUCCUCCCUUCAGUUAUUCAAUCCGUGCUUUUCCCUCCCUUGUUAUCUCACAAACCCCCCUCCAGUCCAGAGUGUGA